Messenger RNA from Drosophila biarmipes, 938 nucleotides. Its product is annotated as fibrinogen C domain-containing protein 1-like. Bases 18 to 851 code for a protein of 277 amino acids. The transcript is spliced from 3 exons. NCBI's taxonomy places the organism in Eukaryota, Metazoa, Arthropoda, Insecta, Diptera, Drosophilidae. The record is from RefSeq and is a predicted model, not a curated record.
AGAAAGACAGUGUAGUCAUGUCGCGUUUCGGAACACUAUGCUGCCUGAUCGUUUUUAAUUUUUCAGUUGUGAAAAAUGAAGGCGAAGUGUGUUCUCUCCUUUCAAUCUGCCAUAAUAUCGCCGACGUAAAGUCAGAGGUUGCAGCCGUGCGGGAAAUGUUGGAAGACUUGGACAAAAAACUCGAGCGGCUGGAGCUCAAAAAAUACCCAGAAAGCUGCGCCGAGUCAGCGGAGAGUAAGCUGCUGAUCCGCCUGCCCGGCUACAUUGAAGCCCCAUUUUUGGUGUCCUGCGACCAGAGCAGCUACGGUGGAGGCUGGACUGUUUUGAUGCGAAGAACCGACGGCAGCGAGGACUUCUACCGCGGUUGGCAGGACUACAAGAAGGGGUUCGGCCAGUUGGACAAUGAGUUCUUCCUGGGGCUCGAGAAACUUCAUGCGCUGACCUCCUUCGAGGCCCAAGAGCUGAUGGUUGUCCUGGAGGACUACGAUGCAAAUGUACGCCACCAGCACUACGAUGGCUUCAUGAUCGGCCCAGAGUCCAACAACUUCACCCUACAGACGAUGGGCUCUAAUGAUGGGGACGCAGGAGACUCGUUCGUCCACCAUCGGGGCAUGCAGUUUAGCACUAAGGAUCGCAAAAAUGACAUAGAUCCAAGCAAGAGUUGUGCACAAUUUUUCAGGGGUGCUUGGUGGUACUACCAGUGUCAUUUGAGCGCCUUGACUGGUGUAUAUGGCGACAGUUCCUAUGGACAAGGCGUGUUUUGGCAGACGUGGCGCGGCUAUAAUUACUCCUACAAACGUGCCGUCAUGAUGAUAAGGCCGGCAGCUUACUCUUCCAAGCUAACUAAUUGAAUUAUUUUUGUCAUACUAAAAAAAAGAUAAACUAAAAUAAUGGAAACUUAGGUGAUGCCACUAGGAAACUAAAUAAAGAUUUGAUUA